AUGAACAUUAUUUCUGACAUUACUUCCGGCGCCGUUAACAUCGGUACUGAAAUCGCCUCCGGUGCUACCUCUGUCUUUGGUGACGCUACUUCUGGUGUUGUUGCGGGUGGUCAAAGAUUCACCUCUGUCUUCGAGACCAACGGUUCCACUAUCACCUCUGUGAGCGAAAGUGGCUCCUCUAUGACUGACUCCAUGAUGAGCUCGAUGACCGGUUCUAUGGACUCGAUGAUGUCUUCUAUGACUGGCGGCUCAAUGAUGUCUUCGAUGAUGUCUGGUGCUUCUGGUAUGGGCGCUAGCGGCUCUUCUGCCAUGUCCAGUAUGAUGUCCCACAUGUCAUCCGGUGCCAGUGGCUCGAUGUCUUCCAUGAUGUCUUCCGCUUCUGGUCAAAGUGCCUCUUCUUCGUCUUCCAAAGCCGGUGCAGCUGGAUUGCAAGGCAACUGGAAGGUCAAUGCCGGUUUCGGUGCCAUGAUUGGCCUUUCUCUUUUGGCCUUGGUUUAA
Australozyma saopauloensis is the source of this 498-nucleotide messenger RNA. RefSeq lists its product as uncharacterized. Lineage: Eukaryota; Fungi; Ascomycota; Pichiomycetes; Serinales; Metschnikowiaceae. Bases 1 to 498 code for a protein of 165 amino acids. The transcript has a single exon. The record is from RefSeq and is a predicted model, not a curated record.